UUCAUGCCUCCUGCGUUAUUAAUAAACACAAAGUUAAACAGUGUUUUCCUGAGGACAUACAAACAGCAAAGAACUACUUUGAGGUGCAAACCAAGCUGUGCUUUAAGACUGAAACACUGGGGCUGUCAUCUCCAAAACAUUUGUUAUGAACAGAAAACAACAAGUGGAAGAUGGUAACAACAAUAAAUCUACUGAGGAAUUACACAGUGAUGAAGUUUCAACACAGCAUGCACAGACCGACUCUGAAACAGAGGCUGUUUUCAACCCGUAUGACCCAACAUGGCUGAAUACAGUGAAGAUUAACCAGAUGGGGAUGAAAGCUCUGGGGGAACUUUUUGAGUACUGGAUCCAACAAGUGUCAGGUCUGGAGAGGGAGAGGGACGAGCUGAUCCAGGAGCUUCUGAGUCUGCAGGACCCUAGGCUGCAGGUUGUGGAGCACCUUAGAGGAAAGCAAAGGGAGGCAAAGAGGCUCCUCAGUCAGGCUCAGCUGGAUUAUGCUGCUGUUCAUAAGGAAGUGCAGCAGGUGAAGAGGAAACUAUUCAGCACAGCCAGAGACUGCAUCCAGAGUCAGGUGAUGCUGGCUGCGCAGGAGUACGAAGUGGCUCAGUGUGCUAUUACACAGGAGGACCUCAAGGCCAGUCUCCAUGUUCUGACCCAUGAGUUUCGCCAGCUGCAGGAUAACCACCAGAAUCAGCUGAACUAUCUCAGAAAUCAGGCCUCAAAGCCGUGCAGGUUGAGGGCCAUGAGUGAUGUCAGCCAGUGUCGACAGGCCUCCAUCAGGCUGCAGCGGAGGCUCAGUGGAAGCAUGAUGGCACUGGAGGGCUGGUACAAACCCCGGAUGGUGGCCCUGCUGAGGAGAAGGCAGGCCGCCGAGGAAGCAUUGAGAAAAUCCAAAGACCAGGCUUUGGACCUAAGAGAUAGGGUAGCCCCUUUAAGAGAAGACGUAAAGAGGCUAGAGAUGCAGAAAUCCUGUCUGGAGAAAAAGAUUACUCUUAUGACGACAGAGAGGGAGGAGAGAACGGCACAUCACACGGAGACUGUGGAAAAACUACAAGACACACUGAAAGAAUUAAAAGUGGAGUUUGAGGUCCAAAAGAACUAUAGAAAUAAUUUGGAGGAGCUCAUAGAGGGCCUGAAAACAGAGCUCAUGUUUUUAAGAGGCAGAGAUGAACCACGUAACAUCUCUGAAGAGGGAGAACAAUUAUCUGUCUCCAGAGGGUGAGAGCAGAGCAAACAGUACAUCCCACUACAGCAUCUGCAGUGCAAGGUUUACAGCAUGGCCUCUGUUAUCCAGCUAUUUGGGUCUUUUUUAGAUGUUUCCUAAAUCAGUUAAACCUUUCCAGGAUCACCGAACACACACAAAAGAAUAAAUCUACCUUCCGGCUUAGCUCCAUUAUUUCAAUCACUUUACUUGUUUCUCAAACAGUGAAAAAAGAAUCAGUAUGAUUCUGUCACCACCAUGCUAAACUCUUGACUUUAGAUUUGUAAAUAUCACAUUAAAUGUCC
Molecule: messenger RNA, 1506 nt
Organism: Cyprinodon variegatus (sheepshead minnow)
Lineage: Eukaryota; Metazoa; Chordata; Actinopteri; Cyprinodontiformes; Cyprinodontidae
Product: desmin-like
Exons: 5
Coding region: 146-1222 (358 amino acids)
Cellular component (GO): intermediate filament
Source: RefSeq, a predicted model, not a curated record